Molecule: messenger RNA, 12602 nt
Organism: Menidia menidia (Atlantic silverside)
Lineage: Eukaryota; Metazoa; Chordata; Actinopteri; Atheriniformes; Atherinopsidae
Source: the annotation of a GenBank genome assembly
AUACAGCGGCACAUGCUUGUGUGUGUGUGCGUGUGUGUGUGUGUGAGUUAGAGAGAGAGAGAGACGAUAAGAGAGAAAAUGGGAGGCAGCAUCACCCACCCAGACUGAAAGGAGGGGAGGGCAGACAGCGUGCUCGUCCCUGUAACAGACAGAGGUGGAAGGAAAGUGGGCAUGAGAGACAGACGUUAGGGGAGAAGUGGAGUACAAUGAAGGAGUGCCAUUGUCCAUCCAGAGAGCACUGCCAUUUCACCAUCUGCUGAAAGAGACGGAGAGACACAGAGGAGGGGACAAGGAGAGGAGGCAGCCAAACGGAGGAGAGGAUAGAUGGAGAGAGGCUGCCGGCAGUGACUUUGUGAAUUAAUCGAGCGGAAGAGCGGAUCAGAGGAGAAGCACGUUUUUCAGGGAGUGGACGAGGGGAAGGAGAGGACAGAUGACCGGACAGUCUGUGGCUGUUUAUGUGGCUCUUAUGUGAACACCGAACCCAGCUUUAGAUGAAUAGCCAUGGAUUAACAACUGCAUUCUUUAUAAACCAAAAAAAGAAACUCCUAAUGUUUUGCCAUUCAUAAAAAAAAUAACAAAUGGCAAAUGUGGUAGACUUACUUCAUACUGGACUGCUUUAGUUACUCUUUGUUUGUGUAGACAUAGAUUCCCUGUGCGACUGCUGAUUCUCUAUUUUUUAUGAGCAUAGAGAGCUGCCCUGCAGGAUGUUAUACAAUCAUCUCUGUUAGCUGCUGCACAGAUUAUUCAGGUUGUUUUUAUGCAAGUUUUCUGAUCAUCGGUUGAAUUUUAAACAUGUGCAAGGUGUAGUUGUAGUUUAUAGAGUUUGUAGACAUAUGUGUAUUGUGGUUUGAAGUGGUGUCACUUUCACAUGCCCCUUUUGAAGUCGGCGCAUGCAGCCGACACAAGUUGUCAACAUUGAUUGGGUUUUAUGGCUGGCGCUAUGCUGGUCAAACUUUGAUCAUUUCCUGAACCGUAUUGAUCUUUCUAGGAGUCUGUAGUUUUUUGCUCCUGCUGUUGGAUGAAAAGAAAGGAAAAAGGCUCUAAUGUGCAGCCUUUGAUACAGCCGCUAAUUGCUUACCAUGUGAUUUGACUAAGCGGUUAUCUCUUUGAAGAUUUCUGCUGUUGUCGGGACUUCUCGGCAGAUACUCUCCGCAGGCAUCUCUUUUAAUGUCUGUUGCCAUAGCAACGGGCAGCAGCUGCAGACAGAACGAGAUGUAAAGUUCUUCUUCUGUUAUUUUUUUUCUUCUUUUGUUCUACAACUGGUGCUGUUCUAUUAGAUAAUUGUACAUAUUUCAUGGGUAAAACCCAGAGGACUAGAUUAGUCCUCUGUUGUGUGUGUUUCUUUACUCUUUUUACCGUUUCAGGGUUGUUUCAGGUCACCUAUUUCCCCCGCCCCAAUCUGUGUGUUUGUCCACUUUGAGUCUUUUCGGACCAUUUUUAUCAAUGGCAGCAACGAUUUUCAUCAGUCAAGCUGAUGGCUGUUAUCAGGCAUGACUGAUUAAAUGAGAUUACAGCUCUGAUUUCACCUUGUAUAUAUCAGCGGCUGCAGCUGCUGAAUCACGAAUCAUCAGAGUAGCUGAGCUGUUUUUGAAACUCUCUGUUCCUUUUACUGUUUGCCUGUUGGUGACUCAGGAUUUCUCUUCAUGUAGAGGAUUUUUUCCUCUUCUGUCACCUGACCUACACUGUGUUCUGUGCACUGAAACACCCCAGGGCCAAGGUUGAGUCAGCAGGCCUUUGUUUGAGAAAACCUGGAGAUUUGUUUCUAUUGUUACCACUUUAUUAAUAUUAUACUUGUUGCCUUUUUAAGUAGUUAUCCUCCUUGGACUCGAUUCCGCUUUAGGAGCAUGACAGAGGUUUUCAUUUAUUCUGCAUGUCCUUCGAUUGUGCAAAUACUCAGUGUCUUUUGUGACUUUUCCAGCCAUAUUUCUUUACAGCUUUCUGGAGAUUAUUUCAGCCUGUCUGGCAGUGAAUGAGUCUAACUGGUUCCUUCAUGGUGCUUUUUGGCCAAGACCAGAUGGAUGACUAGCUAGAAUUGCUAGACAGUCCCUCUGUGGUGCUAGACCAGUGUAGGCGACUGAUUCCUUCGCAUCCAGCAUCCAGCGCAAACCACAAUGUUGAGUUUUUCAGGCCUAUGAAAAAAAUCUGCAGCUUUGCUUGGCAUUAUAUGAAGCGCUGGUGUGAAAUUUUUCAACCAAGUUGUGGAGGGGAAGGUGUGUGUUCUCCUCUGAUGAGUAAAGGUCACCAGACUGUAAAUAUGACUAGUGCUUCGGCAGCACUAAAGUGUGGACCGGCCAGCUCGCUGCAGGACUGUUGGUGUAGCCUUGCCUCCUACUGAGGUCAAACUGUCUCUGACUGUUUCAUUUGGGGGGAAAUAAGUUGUGAGAGACUGUUACUGUAAACAGACUGUUUGCGUUUUUCGGUUGGACUAUGCAGAGUAUGAAAUGUCAUGUGGCAUCUGUAGGGUCCAUCUGAGAGCUAACUGUCUGCUUGACUUGCCCAGCCUUAGAUAAGCAGGGCGGCUGUCUGGAAUAUAAGACUCGUGUCGUCACUUUUCUCAGGUAAAUGACUGUAAUUUGGGUGAGCUCUUUUGGACAGGCCUGUAAUAAAGUCUCUGGAUGAGAACAGUUGUGCGCAGAGAUAACGGCGUAGCAACAGCGAGCAGUUUUUUAAUUGAGCUGCUGGGCAAGUGGGUUCACGUUGAACACUGACAAGACUCCAUUCAGGGAACCCUGGGUUGGGAGUUCGAACCCAACCUGUCAGGUCUCAUAACCAUCAAAACAAGCCCGCCGGUACUCGUCAACAGCCAAUGACCUACAUUCAACAGUGUUACAUCACCGUCGUGCUACUGCUGUGUGUGUCACUGUAUCAGACGCACACAGCAUCUCAGACUCAACCUACUGCUAUCUAAUGGUGCUCCAGGAAUGGUGCUCCCAACCACAGUGGCCAACCUUAGGGAACACACUUGAACAAAGGCAGGCUCUCUUAUUUUAGUCAUAUCAGGAACUUUGGUCAGGGACGGGCUCAACUCUGCCAGCCCAGUCUUAAUUAACACACUUGGUUUCUUCUUUUCUUUUGGUUUUCUCGUGGUGUCUAAAGUAACCAUGUCUAGCCUCUAGCCAUCUGUAAUCCUUGGCUAGAGAGGCAAAAAGACACGGCUGACAGUUAAUAUAUUAGAGUGCGCGGUCGUUAAACAGGACAGCCUGGAGAACGGGCGAGCAAUCGAGGGAGGGGGAGAGGGGGAGCGAGAGAUCAUCUGGAAGAGGAGAGAGGAAGUGGUGGCGCGUGAGAGGGCGGAGGCGCUGGAGAGACAGAGGUUGGCAGAGUACAUUGUGUGGAGGAAGAGAGAGGACUUUCAGGAUAAGAAAGGAGACAGAGAGAAGGGGGGAAAGAGUAGAGAGACGGGAAAGGAGGCCUCGCCAGAAGUGAUCUGGAAAAGGAGGGAAGAAGAAGAAGGAGACGCGGGGCGGGAGAGAGCGAGGGCCAUUCAGAGAGGACACGAAAACAUUUGGCGGAAGAGGGAGAGGGAGUAGAAAGGGGCUGGGUGACAGAUUUGAAAAUACGAUGCACAUGAAUAGUAGAGUGCACUGCUGCCAAGGGGUUCGAGACUAGCCAUACAUCAGUAAGCCUCCUCACUGGGUAGCAGCUCCGGCCUCCAUUGAGCUCUGCAGGUGCUCGCUGUGUUAUCGACCAGUUGAAGUCGUGUAUGAUCUGUGCUCCACCGCUGCGUUAGCGUGCACAGCCCCUCUCGCAAUCCCCACGUUGGCGACUAAUAGGAUUUUUACAAGCCCAUGUCAGGCUGGAUAGAGCUGCCAAGGGGAGCUACUUCACACAAGCACGCGCCAGGACACAUAUACGCAGAUAAUCAAAGAAGCAUUGUGGGCAGGGAAGGUUCAUAGCCCCUCACACAUGGAGACACGUCAUAACUAAGUGCGUGAGACACAUGUGAGGGGGUGUUCAGAGACAAUCACUUGUGUUGGCUUUCCAUGGUUUUGGCGACAGCUGAAUAACUGGCCCGCGCUCUGGGCCGAUUGAACUGGGACGGGAUACUCACAGAUAUCGUUUUACAUGAUGGCAGAACCCCAAGAUGAACCCUCUGUGGAGAGUUAAGAACUCGUUCCCAGAGAACCUGAGAAACAGAGUGAUUUCAGAAGAACUGCGGACAACAUGAGCUGUGCUGGUGCACUAGAAACCUUUUUUCCUCUGUAUGCUGCCAUUAUCUGGAACACCCCGCUUUUCCUCGGCGCCUUCGCUCAUUCUGCUCUCUCUGUGGAUAAAGCUGUUUUUGAAGCAGUUUGGCUGCCUGGAAAUGAGUGGAGGACAGACAACCAAACAGAUGGAUGGAGCGCUUACUCUGAGCAAGACAGACAGAUGGCUGUGUGUCCUUUAGAGAGAAACUUUGAAUCGUGAGACAAAGACACUUUGAUUAAAUCGCUAGAGCCUUUGUGGACCUGCAACGGCAGAAAAACUUACAUUGCAGAUUCAUUAUGGAGCUUGUGCCGAAACCCAAGUACACCCACAUCCGGAGCGAUUCACUGAGCUCAACUGAUGAAACGAACUCCAAUCCAUCGUCAUUCCCUCCUUCCAGCCCGGCCACCCCUUUAACCCCCUCUCCUGGUUUGCCUUCUUCUCUGUCCUCCUCGUCUCUUACUCCCAUCUUGCCCCCCACUUCUCCCCGUCCGGCUGAGAACAGCCCCACCACCCUCUGCUCCUUCUUCCCUCGGAUGAGGUCCCUUCGUCUGGAUGUGUCUGCUAAUCUUCUCCCGGGGCUCAAGGCCUCGAGCAGGUCGCAGCAGGCUCAGGCGCCUGUUGAGUCCUCCGGAGAUGACAGGAGCAACUCUAGCUCCUCCCCUCCUCUUCAUCAACCUGUCCCCCUCCUAACUGCUCCCUCUCCCCCUCCCCGGCCUCCCCUGCAGGACAUGAACCGGCUUGGAGGGGCGUCCAGGAGGGCACGGGUGGAAGGAGGGCAGCUGGGAGGAGAUGAAUGGACGCGCCAUGGCUCCUUUGUUAACAAGCCCACCCGCGGCUGGCUGCAUUCCGACAACGUGGUCAGCACCACUGGUGUUUCCUACACUGUACGGUACAUGGGUUGCGUGGAGGUGCUACAGUCAAUGCGAGCGCUGGACUUCAACACCAGAACUCAGGUCACCAGGGAAGCUAUCUCUGUGGUGUGUGAGGCAGUACCCGGAGCCAAAGGCGCCCGCAGGAGAAAGCCUUCCACUCGAUGUCUGACGUCCAUUUUAGGGAAGAGUAACCUGCAGUUUGCCGGGAUGACAAUCAGCCUCACCAUCUCAACCAGCAGCCUCAAUCUGCUGGCGUCAGACUGCAAGCAGAUUAUCGCCAAUCAUCACAUGCAGUCCAUCUCCUUCGCCUCUGGAGGAGACCCAGACACAGCAGAGUACGUAGCAUAUGUGGCCAAAGAUCCAGUCAACCAGAGAGCGUGUCAUAUCCUGGAGUGCUCGGAGGGUUUAGCCCAGGAAGUCAUCAGCACCAUCGGGCAGGCGUUUGAACUGCGCUUUAAACAGUACCUGAAGAACCCCCCCAAACUGGUCACGCCUCAUGACAGAAUGGCUCCAUUUGACGGCUCUGCAUGGGAGGAGGAGGAUGAAGAGGCUGCUCCUCCUCCUGAGGUCCCUUAUUAUAAUAAUUUCCCUGGAAAACAGCCUCCCCCUGGUGGACUGAUUGACAUGAGGACCCGACCAGGAGCCACGCUGCCCUAUGGACAACCAGGUCAAAAUGACAUUCACAAGCACCCUCUGCCUCCUCUGCCAGUUGGCGCCAAAGAAGGACCUCGAGAGCUGUUUGAUGACCCAUCAUAUGUCAACGUGGAUAAACCCCGUCCUCCACUUGCUGCCAAUGGAAAUGCUCACAGAGAUGCUUUUGACAUGAAGCCAUUUGAUGAUGCCCUGGGGGUUGCAGUGACAGCAGCACCCGCUCUGGUGCAGCAGUUGCAGAAUGAAAUCUGGUUCCACGGGAGUUUAAGCCGCAGGGAAGCUGAGAGGCUGCUGACCCGAGAUGGAGACUUCCUGGUGCGGGAGUCUGGGACCACGCCCGGCCAGUACGUCCUCACAGGACAGCAGGGGGGUCAGGCCAAACAUCUACUACUGGUUGAUCCCGAGGGAGUGGUGCGCACAAAAGACCACCGCUUUGGAAGCGUCAGUCACCUGAUCAGCUACCACAUGGACAACAGACUUCCCAUCGUGUCAGCUGGGAGCGAAGUGUAUCUCCAACAACCAGUGGAGCGCAGGGCCUGACGCGACACACACUAAUGGAUUACUCCACAAAAAUAGACACGCUUUUGCAGCAGAUCAACACCAGACACACGCACACACACGCGCUACGAAACAUUUGUUAAUAUGCACACACUUCAGAGAAAUCCCCCCCCUCCCCCAAAAAAAGAAAAUAAUCGAUCAUGUUGUUCUGCAAAAUCACUCACUUGCUGCUGUCGCUUCAUAGUCGUGAUAAACUGUGACAUGCAAUCCCUCAUCUUCCCCGCAAACUAUCAGGUGCAUCCUUAGGACGCGGAGAAGAACCAUUUCCCUUUCCCAACCUACUGUGAACUAUGUAAGGAGGAGCCCUUUACGAGUAUCAGUACGGGGCAGAAUAAAAUGCAAUUUUUUUUAAGGAAAAAAUAUGCAUUGACAAACAAUUCUGAAAAAAAAAACACAUCUGUUGAAACAUGGAACUGUUUACUGAAAUUGUUGAACUGAAGAGGAACAGCAAGAGGGAGGGAAAAGGUUCCUUCUUCAGACUGUUGCUGGAGCAUUUGAGGCAAAAAAAAGCAGGUGGAAGGAGCUGUUUGUUUCGGGACUGCACAGGGCUCCACCUCUGCCUUCAAGUGUCACUGGAGAACAGCGGCGAAUGCGUCUCUGAUGGUGAAUAUGCAUCAACAAGUUUGCUUCCUAUCUUAUCAGGAGUGCCACCCCACCCCCAACCAUGGCCCAAUUAAGGACUUUUGAACUUUGACCCUUCGAGGACAGUCUGUAUGCAAAAUUGGAACUGCUAUGCUAAAGACCAUCAUAUAUGUUCUUUUUGUGUAUAUUGGUUUGUUAUGUCGAGUGUCAUCACUCACUGAACAUUUGGAAAACAGGAGGAUCAUAACAGCUGUAUUUACCUGGUCCGUUUGCACAGACAGCUACAAACACACCUUUAAAACACACACACAUAACACCACACCUCUUGUCAUGCCAAAGAUCAGAAACGUGGUUGCCAACUGUAGAGAAGAAAGCCAUGGCAACUGUCAACAGUGGCGUGUUAUGCUCAUAUUCAAACAGGCCUGUUUUGGAGCAGAGAGUGGGAUUGUGCCUGAAUCCAGCAUUAAAAAAAACAUCAGAAGAAGCUUUUUGAAGUACUUUGAUGUCACCCUUAAACACAAAAACUAGAACAUUUUGAAAAGCAUACAGCGGAUCAGUUCUAAUGUUUGCUUUUCCUCGACACCUUAGUACGUGUUUGCAUUGACAAUCGAUUGGCAAUAUCUUAAGAGGAAAAGCAAAGAUGGAUAAGCAACACAGUUCGAUCUGCUAAACUAUUGCAAAAGUGUGUUCUUGUAAUCAAAUGUGUAAAAUUUGUGUAUUGUGAGGGGAAAAUCUAAAAAAAAAAAGUGUGAAACAACUGACUAGAUUACUAAAAAAAACACGUUUUGGAGCAUUGCAAAUGAUGAAAUGUUCAGCCAAAUGUUGCUCCUUUCUGUGUGUUUUUUUUCGUUCGUUUUUUUUUUCACAAGCUUACGAGGAUCUGUACGGAGAGAUUUGUUCUCUCCUCUCCUCGCUCAGUUCAUGAGGUUUUUGUAUCUUUUUAAUUGUGCCUUGUUUCUUCAAUGCAGUCGCGUCACUUCAAUGCAGUCACCCUAUGUACUUAAGUCAAAUGUUAUCAAAUGCAGGAGAAUUUCUGACUUUAACACAGACUCUGCAAAAAUGACACUUCAAACACACAAAGACAAACAGCUCCAGUGAUGGCAAUCUCCUCCGAUGCACCUUCUUGCAUCCAGCUUCUAGUCACAGAUACUUGAUGUCACCAUUGGGGAGGGAGGUAUUUCCCAAUCACUUGUAAAUAACACGGAUUUUUAAAUGACCACCUUCAUUGUUUCCAUUGUAUAUUAAGACUCAUACGAUGAGUGGCAGCAUUAAGGUAGCUAGGUAGAGAGCAAAGCCAAAAUCUUAAAUUACAGACAUAAAUCUGAAUUUUUAAGUCGUCACCAGACUCUGGCAGUGUGUGUAUGUCAUCUACAAGCCAGAGCUACGGCACCCACAACCCGCCCAUAUCAUUUUUGUGGGUCAGAAAUAGGAAAGCCAGAUAUUUUGCCAUUAUUGUGUGUGCCUGUAUUGCUGGAACACUCACUUGAAGGUCUGUAUCAUUAGUGAACUGGUCAUGUGUUGCCAUUGUUCAUCACGGUUGCCUUUGUUGCAUGCAGAUCCUCUCAAAAGACUAUUGUGGUUUGUUGUUGUGACAGUGAUAGUGUUGAUGAUGCUGUUGUACUUUUUUGUGUUUUUUUUCAAAGCCAAAGGUUACUUUUGAUUAGCGUGCACAGAUGUUAAUUUUCACUUUAUAUUUGUCAUUUGAAUAAUUUUUGUUGUUGUUUUUAGAGGGAGGAGGACCUAUCUGUUUACACCUGUAUCUGAAAAUAUAGAUUACAUAUAUAAAUGCAUAUAUCAUUCAUCUGUGGCUGUGAUUGUGGCUUUUAAUUCAAGCACCAAAAAAAAAUGGGCACACAGUACCAGAAAGGAAGAUCACGGGUCACGUGCUGUUCUGAACAAAGUGGGAUGAUAUGGGUAUUGUACUGAAGCUGCUGGAACUCUCCUGUUUGGGAACAGAUGAAGCUUUGACCCUAGGAAGCUUAUUCAGGGAUUAUUAGAGCAAAGGCGGGUUUUGUAAGGGGUUACAACACAGGGGGACACCGCACUGAAAAGGUAAACAAGGCCUUUAAUGUGUCAGUGGCUGUUCGAAACCCGGGAGGGGUCGAGAAAGAGCCUGAUGUAAAAGCACGCAGCUUCCAGCGUGUGCAUGAGUUUAUAAGUAGAGGUGAAACCUGUCAGUGAUAUGAAGCAGACCCUGGCUGUUGCACGGGUCCAGUCCGAUCUUAUGUGGCAGGCAUCGACCUACAUUCCCUCUCUCUUGGCUUAGCCUCUGUCUUGACGCUUCAUCUGAAGACAUGCACCCCCAGCGCCCUCUUCCUCAGGCCAUGCCCUCCUCCUCCUUGGGGCAGCAACUGCGGGAUAUGGCUAUGGGUCUGGGACGAGGCAAGAACUUGCUGGGAGGAAACUUUGCCUAUGGCUUCGUCCAGUCUGUGAAGGAGUGCCUUUAUUUUCUCCUCUGCUGCUGGUGCAUCAAAGAGAUCCUGGACUGACGGACUGAAAGAGAGUAUAUCAAGUGGCAAAAGAUUGAUUUUUCCCAUUUACCUGUUAGCUCCCACAGUGCAUUUUCAGUCAGCAUUAAUUUAAUCAAGAAUGGAGUGUUUGAUCAGCACCACUGGCGGAACAUUGGCUGGAUUCAGUGGACCUCUCUUGGGAGGCACUCGAUUAGGAGACCUAAAUUGCGGAGGAGUCAGGCGAAGCCUGGAAGGGGCCAUGUCUGGAGGCAGCAGUUCCAACAACAGCUGGACCAUCCUCACUUCUGAGGAAACUGCUGCUGAAACGCUGAGGCCCUUGGCAGCAGCGGCCCAGCAGCCUGAGGACGGCCAUACAUCUGCAGCAGGUUGUGGAGAGAACAGCCAGUCUGCAAAUGGUGCAGAGUCUGCAGAAAGGCUCCCUGCGGAGGACUACCUUGCAUCGGAAGAAACCCCAGAGCAAAGUGGAGACUCAACCUCAGAUCUGCACACCGCAGCUGUCUCCGAACCCCCCCUUCCGUCCUCUCAGGGAGCAUCUGCCACCUCGGCCCUGGGCAGUGAUGCAGUCAGCCAGGCAGAAGGCCUACCUGAGGGCCCUGCACAGCUCAGCCCUGGCACCGAUUCAUCCUCUGACUCUUACACCCUCCUAACCCCUCCGCUUGAUGAGCCCCCAGUCCCACUGCUCAGCACAGAGACUCUUGGAGGUGCAGAGUUUGCACAGGAAGAAACGCUGCCUCUGCAAAACGGUGAGAAGCUGCACCCGGAGGGGGAGGAGUCAGCUCAGCACCCAAAGUCAAGUGACCUAAGUAAACAGGCAGUGUACUUGGUGGACCAGCUGGUCAUGGACUUGUUCCGUAUCUGGGCCAGGAAGUUGCAGGGAGAGGAUGUGGUCGACUCUCCUGUGGAUUCAGAGAUCAGUGAGGACAGAACAGAGAAGACGGAUGAAGCACCAGAUGAGAGGAGGAAAAGGUCUCUCUUGGCAGCACUAGAGCAGAUUGGAAGGAGAGAGGAGGAAGAGGAGGAAGAAGAAGAGUAUCAGGUUCCCCAGCGAGAAGAAGACAGUGGUUUCUCUGUGAACAAGUGCAUCCUGGGUGCUAUCAUUUUGUUAGGUCUCGGCACCAUCUUUUUAUCAGGUAUCUUCAUGGACCUGGAUGAGGAGAACGAUUAUGCGACGAGGGAGCUGAAAGAUGCAGAGCCACCAGGGCAACAGGAGUGGCUCAGUCCUGAGGUUCGUCCUCUCCGAGUAGAAGGUGACAGUUCAGAGCUCCUGAAUAAGUUAGCUGAAGGAAACCAGCACAUUUCAAGACUACAGGCCAAUCUUCAGGCACAGAAAGACGAGCUAAAUGUAGCCAAGGGACAGGCAGCAGAGGGAGCGAAGGAGAUGCUGCACUGGGAGGAGGUGGAGAAGGAAAACAGUAGGUUAAAGACAGAGGUGGCAUCUCUCCCUGUCCUUCAGAAAGAGAACGAGAGGAUGAAGAAAGAGCUUGAGUCUGUCCCGGCCCUACAGAAAGAACUAGAAACACUGAGAUCCACUGUGACUGGAUUAAAACUCUCCUCAGCAGAAGGUAAGGCAGCUCAAGAUAAAGUGAAGCCUGCCACACCGCCCCCCAGUGGCCAACCAGCAGACAGCAGGCAGGCCGCAGCCGGGUCCACAGAGAGACAGGCCAGGACGCCACAGGAUGACAAGAAAGAAAAGACUGAUCUUAAAAGGGAGAAAUAUGAAAUAGGUGACAAGAAACAUGGAAAAGAUAGACAACAAUCUCAAGAGCCUAAAGAUGGUGGUAAGAAAGAAUGGAAGAAAGGAAAACAUGAGCAAGUUAUGUUUGAAAAGGAGAAAGAUAAGGCAGGAAAGCAAAAGAAACACAGUGAUGAUACGAAGCAAUGGGAGGAGAAGAACAGGAAAAAAGAGAAAUUAGGCAAAGGUGAUGACGGAAAACCUUGGAAGGAGAAGGAAGGCAGGAAUGAUUGGACAGAAAAGAGUGGGAAAAAAGAAAGGAAAGAAGAUAAAGACUGGAAAAAGGGAAGGUUUGACAAAACAAAUGAAGGUAAACAAUGGAAGGCUAAGACAGAAAAAAAGGACGGUCAAGGAGGAAAAGAUCGUGGUGAGAGACACAAGGACAAGGAGGAAUGGAAUGGAGACAAGGAGUGGAAGAAAGUGAAAGAUGGCUUUAAAGAAAGUAGCAGGGAGAAGUGGGAGAAGAAAGAGAAAAGAGAGCUGAAAGGGUUGAAGAAAGACCGGGAGUGUAGGACCAAAGAUGACAAAGAUCAUGCAAAAGAAGGGAAAGGAAAGAAUGAAAGGAAGCGAUGGGAGAAUGACAAAGAAAGGACGGGGAACAGUGAGAGGAAACAGUGGAAUGAGCACGAGUCAGGCAGAAAACAAGACAAGGACUGGAAGAGGAAGGACGACAAGAGGGAUCAGAGGAGCAAGAAAGAGGAGGACUGGAAGAAAAGGGGACAGAAAGAGAAAAAGCAAAACGGAGAGGGGAAAAAAGACAAGGCGCACUCGCUAACAAACAAACAUGAGGACAAACCGACGCAAAGUCACGGCCACAGGGAAGAGCACCUUUACGGGGACGGAACCCCCCCGCACACACACCGCAGGCCCUCUGUGGGACAGCCCGAGUACUGGGCCCGGCAGAGAGACCGGCUCCAGCACAACCCCACACCGCCUCAGCACUGUGAGUCUCUGGAGAAAUGCGCUCAGGCCGAGCAGCUGCUCCCCGUCCCCUACCCCGAGUUCCAGGCCCUCCUCCACACCUACCUCACCAGGGCAGGGGAGGCGGGCGUGGCCGAUUCCGAAAGGGAGGCGCUCGGAAAGCUUGCCGCGGAGUUCUUCAAGGACGGCGUGUUUGUGCACGAGCAGAUGAGCUUCCAGGAGUUUGCCGAAGAUGUGGCCGAUAUCUUGGAGGACCUGGUGGAGGGGGAAGAUGGGGGAGACGAAGAUAGCGCCAUAGAGGAAGAAAUGGAGGGCUUUGAGAGAGAAGUCCUGAAGCGGUUUUCAGUGCCAGGAGCCAGAGAGAAAGUGGGGAAAAUCAAAGGGGAGUGGAGGAAGGAGAGCGGACAGAACCGUGGCUGAUGGGGUGAUAGGAUAUCUAUAAAAUAGCAGCUGAGACGAGUGAGGACAGUCGAGGGUUUACUCAGAGGGAACACUUCCUUUGGGACCACAAAUGCUUAAAGGUAACAUCAGUCAGCCUGUCAUCCUUUUGCAGGAUGCCCUAUCUCAAUGUGCCACUUCAAUCUGUCGUCCAUUAGAAGUUUUACCCACGCACACACACACACACAC